CAGCAUUACUUGAGUUCUUGAUAAAUGUCCUUCCAUCUGAUAAUUUUUUGCCAAAGAAUACAUAUAGGGCAAAAAAAACAUUAUGCACAAUGGGUUUGCGUUAUGAAAAAAUUCAUGUGUGUCCUAACGAUUGCAUACUUUAUCGAAAUGAAAAUGAAUCAGCAAAGAGUUGCCCAGAGUGUAAUCUCUCAAGGUACAAGAAAAAGGAAGGAGUGCCAGCUAAGGUUUUGGGGUAUUUUCCAAUUAUUCCUAGGUUUAAACGGAUGUAUUCAGACCCGGUAGAUGCAGAGAAGUUGACAUGGCAUAAAUUUGGUCGAAAAAAGGUUGGGUUACUUAGACACCCGGCUGACUCACCGCAAUGGAGAUUUAUUGAUGGACAAUUACCUGAUUUUGGUAGUGAAGAACGAAACCUACGCCUUGGGUUGUCUACUGAUGGUAUGAAUUCAUAUAGUUCCCUUAGUAGCAUCCAUAGUACAUGGCCGGUCAUGCUAGUGGCUUAUAACUUACCUCCUUCGUUAUGCAUGAAAAGAAAGUACAUUAUGUUGUCAAUGCUUAUUUCUGGUCCUAAACAACCAGGAAAUGACAUCGAUGAGUAUUUGGCACCUCUCAUUAAUGACUUAAAGUUAUUGUGGGAAGAAGGUGUAGAAGUGUUUGAUGCUAAUCGGAAUGAAAUGUUCAAUUUCAGAGCAAUGUUAUUUUGCACCAUACAAGAUUAUCCAGCAUAUGGUAAUCUUUCUAUUCUGUAAAAGGGGAAG
Molecule: messenger RNA, 755 nt
Organism: Chenopodium quinoa (quinoa)
Lineage: Eukaryota; Viridiplantae; Streptophyta; Magnoliopsida; Caryophyllales; Amaranthaceae
Exons: 1
Coding region: 90-746 (218 amino acids)
Source: RefSeq, a predicted model, not a curated record